CCACAACUUCCUUCUCUUUUAACUGUAUGUAUAUAUCCAGCCAGUAACAUUGUACACGCUCUAGUGUGUGUUAGUUUGUUUGGUUAUUCAUGCAUAUAUACAUACAUAUAUCGAGAUUUAAGUAAUGGAAAAGCAUGCGGAUGUUUCUUCUCCACCACCGACGACUUACGUCCAGGCCGACGCCGUCACCUUCAAGGACCUAGUUCAGAAGCUCACCGGCGCACCCUGCGGUGGUUCAGCCCUCAAACUCCGCUCCAAGCUCGCAGACACCCGGCGGUCGCCCUACAAGCUGCAAGACCGGAGGAAGCACUCCGUUCGUGAUCUCGAGAUGAUCAAACUUUCCGUGAAACCGACUGGGAACUCUCCGGGGAAGACUCGAUCGAAUACGCUUAAUUCUCCGCCGGUGGAGAGCCCCACGACUCCUCUCGGGUGUGACGGGAUGGUCUGCCGCCGGGUAGGGACGGAGUCGCCGCUGUCGGAGGAGGAGAGGGCCAUUGCGGAGAAGCGUUUUUACUUGCAUGCUUCGCCAGGGAAGGUGGAGCCGCCUGUGCUGUUGACUUUGUUCCCCUUGACUUCUCCAAAGCAUGAAUAUUAGAGUGUUUUCUUUUUAUUUCUUUCUUUCCGGAGCUAUUUAGCCCCUAUGAUAUAUAUGGAACCUUAGACAAAAUUAUAUAGUUUAUAUUUCAUAAUUAUUAUA
Sesamum indicum (sesame) is the source of this 697-nucleotide messenger RNA. Its product is annotated as VQ motif-containing protein 31. NCBI's taxonomy places the organism in Eukaryota, Viridiplantae, Streptophyta, Magnoliopsida, Lamiales, Pedaliaceae. The record is from RefSeq and is a predicted model, not a curated record.